Messenger RNA from Dreissena polymorpha, 2057 nucleotides. RefSeq names its product NFATC2-interacting protein-like. Gene Ontology annotation, biological process: positive regulation of transcription by RNA polymerase II; cytokine production. The transcript is spliced from 8 exons. The record is from RefSeq and is a predicted model, not a curated record. Bases 164 to 1117 code for a protein of 317 amino acids. NCBI's taxonomy places the organism in Eukaryota, Metazoa, Mollusca, Bivalvia, Myida, Dreissenidae.
CUUCAGUGAUUCAGUCAUCACGUAAAUAGCCAAGUAACCAAAAUGUUCAAAAAGUCUGGUUGCAGUGUAAAGCUUGACCAAUUAAGACAUUAGCCAUGUGGAUUAUCGACCUAGGCGGUCGUCAUUAUCCCCUGGGGCCUUUCCGUGUGAAAAUCCGAAGAAGAUGAAGCUAUCAAAUCCAGAUGAUUACAAUGAUGAUGAUGAUGUCGGAUUUUACUCGGGAUGUGCAUCACGUAUCAUGAAUAAGAUGUCAGCCAAAUCUCUGGCUGAAAAGAUGAAAGAGUUUGCGUCAGAUGAUGAUGAUACUGAUGACCAGGUGUAUGUCUCCAGCUCAACAGCCAAGCUAGCAGAGGCCCCAUGUACACUGCUAGAUGACAGUAUCCUGUCACAAACAGACAGUGCCUUAGACUCCAGACUACUGAACGCCAGCCUUGUACGCUCCCCUACACCACCCCCAUCACCACCCAAGAAUGAGGUCACUGGGAAACAACGCUCUUACAGAACCAAAAAGAAGAGAGAUCUUGAAAAUGCUGUCAAAGUGCUAGAUGCUGACCUACAGUAUGCCCAGAGCCAGCUGAACUGGAGCAACAACAGCAUCGUGGGGGAGGAUGUGUGUGUGAUUGAUGAUGUGGAGGACGAUACCACCACCGUACGCAUCCUUGUACAUGGCCAGAUAGAGCGCUUCCAGUUGAGACCUGACGACCCAAUGUCGCUAUUGAUAAGCCAGAUUGCACAGCAGAAUGACAGAGAUGGUGAUAACAUCAUGCUGGUAUUGAACGAUAGAUCAUUGAAACUGAGUGACACACCAGCAUCCCUAAACUUGUCUGUGGCAGACAUUAUUACCUGCCACAUUUUAGAGCAGAGUCAUACUCAUAAAACUGUCGUGAUUGAUGCUGACAUGAUUGAAGUCGUGGUACAGACAAGCACACUGAAACACAAGGAAACCAUUAGGGUGGGCAGUAAUGCAUCUGUGGGCACCAUAAUAGAAGAAUAUUCAAAGAGGACGGGAAAAAACGUUGUGAAAGUGCGAUUCGAUGGAGACACAGUGAAUCUAAAAGACACAGUGCAAUCAUUGGGACUUGAGGAUGGAGACAUUCUAGAUGUUCUUGUUACAUAAUGAAGGCUAGCUUCUCCUUUUUAGCUCGACUAUUAUAUAUGAAAUAAAUAUAGUGGAGCUAGCCUACUCACCCCGGCGUUGGCAUUAGCGUCUGUGUUAGUGUGCAAAUGUUAAAGUUUUUGACUACCCCAAAUAUUUUCUUUGUCCCUUGACAUAUUGCUUUCAUAUUUUGCAUACUUGUUUACCAACAUGACCCCAACCUAUAAACAAUAGCAGACAACUCUAUCAAGCAUUUCGUCAUAAUAAUGGCCCCUUUUCUUCUUAGAAUAUGCAGCAAAUGUUUUCGUACUACCCCAUUUAUUUUCAUUGUCCCUUGACAUAUUGCUUUCAUAUUUUGCAUACUUGUUUAUCAACAUCAUUCCAAACUAUAAACAAUAGCAGACAACUCUAUCAAGCAUUUCGUCAUAAUUAUUGCCCCUUUUCUUCUUAGAAUAUGCAGCAAAUGUUUUCGUACUACCCCAUUUAUUCUCAUUGUCCCUUGACAUAUUGCUUUCAUAUUUUGCAUACUUGUUUACCAACAUCAUUCCAAACUAUAAACAAGAGCAGACAACUCUAUCAAGCAUUUUGUCAUAAUUAUUGCCCCGUUUAUACUUAAAAUAUGCAUAUUAUUGAUAAAUCUAUGUUAAAGUUUGUGUACUACCCCGAAUAUUUCCUAUAUCCUUUCUUUGACAUAUUGCUUUUAUAUAUUGCAUACUUGUUUACCAACAUUACCCCAACCUAUAAACAAGAGCAGACCACUGUAUCAAGCAUUUUGACAUAAUUAUGGCCCCUUUUACACUUGGAUAAUUGAAAAUUUUGCUUAAAUUGCCAUAACUUCUUUAUUUAUGAUCACAUUUUAUUAUUACUUUGACAAAACAGCACUAACCUGAAUACCACAAUGGAUUCCACCCAAAUAAUAUCCCAAGCCCCUACCCAGAAUUCCUUCCCCCCCCAACCUACC